AUGAGGCAGACAUUUGGCAGAAACCCCGACCAUGACAUGAGGAUGGGCGAUGACAACUUCAUCCACCACAUGGCCAAUACCAACAAAGCCGGACCCUUCGACGGGCCAAUACGAGACCAACGGUGCCACCCGCAGGGUCCCGCUCGUGCCCAGAGUGGGUUGGGUGCUUGGAUCAGCAGCAUCGCCGAGAUGGAGACGGACCCGGUGCUCCUGGGAUCAAAUGCUGACCUCAUAGCUAGACCUGUGGAAUCUGCCAUCGCGAUACGAUACUGUCAGGACGCAGCGCGUCCGCGUGUGUCCAGUGUAUGGCAAGGCAAUCGCGGGGAAACGACAGAUCUCCCGCGGCAUCGACUAGCCUCUUUAAAGGAGCGUUUGUCGCGAAUUGAGUCUCUUUUGAAGACGGCCGGCAUCUUGCAUGACGGGGAUAUCAACUCUGAUGACCCGUCGCCUGAUGAAUACGAGUCGUCGGACGAGGAGACUGGAGAAGACGUCGAAGCAGGGGAAGAUAUCUUCCCGCCAUCACAGCCUGGAGCGAGAGAUGAGUCAAACGACCCUUUCGCCUCAUCCACGUCUUCUCCGGACGCUCAGUCAUUCCCCCGGUCAGGCGGCGUGGAAGUCGCCCCUAUCUUCAGAUCCCACGAGCGUGAUGAUCCCCGCUAUUUCGGUAAGUCCACUUACCUGCUCCCAUCGUCCAUGUCAUCUUGUGGAAUCCUGGUCAUUGAUGAGGAACCAGGCCGCUCGUGCUCGCUGUCGUUGCUGUCCCGAGGCGGCAUCGAAUGGAUCAAAAGCAAAACGGGAGAUGUCAGCUUUCUGAAGGUCUUGACUACUGAUACGUCUCACGACGAUCCAUGGACACAAUGGCGACCUGAUGUAUUCCAUGACCUCUUCGCUUCCAAGGUCUACAAGCCACUCCCGCCCAGGUCGGAGGUCUUUUCUCUCAUCAAAGAGUACUUCAGAACCGGAAAUCGACUGUGUCCAAUAUUUGACGAAGAAUCGUUCAUGGCGAUGGUGGAGUGGCAGUAUACGCAGCAGACUUGCGACGAUGCGGCCCGGUGGGCCAGUAUUAACAUGGUUGUCAGUCUGGCUUACGAGUUUCGAUUCUCCAAAAGCGCAAAACCCGAAAAGGAUCGAGAGAAGGCUCGCCUUUACUUCAAAAACGCCAUGUCCGUCUUUACGGAGCUGGCUCUGCGUCGGACAGAUCUCUUGAGCGUGCAAGCGCUCGCUUUCUUCCUGCGAGGAGAUACCGACCCUCAAUCAGUCUUGCCGUUCGUGACAGCAGCGAUGCGUUCGUGUCAAAGGAUGGGUCUUCACCGAGAUGUGCCUCGGCCUGACCUCAGCCCCAUUGAACGAGAACAACGGCGACGAGUGUUUUGGGUGGCUUUCACGAUCGAUCAAAGCACGUGCCUCCGCGCCGGAAACCCUCCAACUCAGCAUCCUGAUGAUUUUGACGUACCGCUUCCAAGCGAGCUCAACGAAGGGCGCAAUGGAACUUCUCCGACCGACAUUCCCUUUUUUCGUCAGUUGUGCCGCAUGUCGGUGAUCAAAAGUCGUAUCUUCUGCCAACUUUAUUCGGCAAAGGCACUGCUCAGAUCUCCCUCGGAGAUUUAUCAGUCCGUUCAUGAACUUGAUUUAGAACUCGCCGCAUGGAGGAAAGAUUUCCCUUCCCACGAGAACUCGUGGCAACCUACAUCUCAAGCGAAUCCUCUGGUUGGGUUUGGGACUAUUGCUCUCGACUUUGUUUACUACAAUGCUUUGAUGAUGACCCAUCGAAUCCCUAUCCUGCUCAAUUAUCUAAUCGUCGACCGCGGGCACCCAAGCGAGAUCGAGACCGUCGACAAGGCACGAACAGCCAAGUCAAUGAUCAUUUGCGCCAACGCUUCCAGAGAGACAUUGAAGAUGGUGAACAACAUGUCCUGGGGAGAUGUUGCAUGGAUAUGGUCCUUUUUAGACUAUGUUUUUUUGGCAGCAGCAACAAUUUUCUCCACCAUCAUCCGUGAUACUCGCUCCUCCCAAGUCAGAGAAGACUUGCAGUCCCUGAGAAUGGCCGCGACAUUUUUCGCAACCCUAUCGCAACCAAGCGACGGCCCUUCCCAAUACGCCGAGUUCAUGAGCCGGAUGAGUGCAAACCUUGAGCGAAUCGCCAGGGGCGCCAUUGAGAAGGAUGAAAAGCGAGCGCGAGGUCCAGAAGAUCGGGAUGGAGAGUCCGUGAUCCCGGGCUCAAAAAGACACAACCACAACUUCUCCAAAGUAAUAGGCAAGAAUCGACACCGAUCAUCUCGUCCUCGGCCAUCGGGGAAGGCCACGGCCAACGGCGGCGAGAAUCCGUCCACGCACGCUGUCAACCCCGCCUCCAGCAUCCCAACAAUGCCAACAGCAUCAGUGGCGACGCUUCCGACGUAUCCUCGGUCCACGGGAUUCAGUAUCCCGGGUGCUUUAGAUGGUCUUCCGCCGGUCAAUGCCGAUGGUUAUGUCGUGCCUGUUAGUCCGAGCCCGAGCCCGAGCCCGAGCCUAAAAAUUUCCACAACUCUCCCGAGGCCUCAGCUCUCUCAACCUCAAGGUCUUGAUUAUGGCAUGAAUUCUCUAGCUGCGUUCGCUCAACCCACCGCUCCUGAAACAAUAUUGGACGCCACGCAGCCAAUUUGGCCAGUUGGGCAGGAAAAUUUGAUCUACAAUACGACCAACUCGCCCACAGUUGACAACCAGCAAUCUCCAUUAUCUUCCAACAGCGGUACUCCGGGCACAGCCAUGUUUCCGGCAUCCUGGGAAGUACCUCUCACAGCAGACUGGCAAUUUGGUGAUGACUUUUGGUCAGGACUCUUUCCCAACGAAACCGUCGCUGCUUCUGCGCAAACAGGCGGUGGUGACAUUCCCAUACUUUCAGCCGAGUCUUUUUUUGAUAUGCCAAGAGGUGGUGUGGUGAGCCCAUCUGGUCCUGUCGAGGGGUAUACAAGUUCACAGAUGCCCUAUAACACGUAUAUGUCUUCUCGGGCAGGAGAGAAUCGAGGGCCAUUUACUUAA
This is a messenger RNA of Penicillium oxalicum, 3018 nucleotides long. Its product is annotated as transcription factor domain-containing protein. The record is from RefSeq and is a predicted model, not a curated record. The transcript is spliced from 6 exons. Gene Ontology annotation, biological process: DNA-templated transcription. Gene Ontology annotation, molecular function: zinc ion binding; DNA binding. The coding region runs from base 1 to 3018 and encodes 1005 amino acids. NCBI's taxonomy places the organism in Eukaryota, Fungi, Ascomycota, Eurotiomycetes, Eurotiales, Aspergillaceae.